AGACGACAGAGAGAGAGAUAGAGAGAGAGAGAGAGAGAGUAAAAAGAGAGGCCAAGUCGAUCAGAAAUACCGAUCAGAAAAUCUAGAGCUGAGCGCGCUUCUCUCCCAGCAUCUCUCUCUCCCCCACGCUGUGUGUGUGUGUGUGUGUGUGUGUGUGUCGCCCCGCCACCCCACGAAAAUAACAGUUAGCUUUCGCUAACGUUGCAGCUGUAAAGAAAGUGCAUCCAGAAGAUAUUAUCAGGGGAACGUGUUUGAAAUUUACAACAACAAUAAAGGACAGAGCACAGAGGGAGACAGAGUCGGAGAGGGAGACGGAGAGAGAUAGAUCCCAUCUAUACGAUCUAAGAUCUGCCAAGAUCGAAACCCUAUAUCAUUUAGAGAGCAGUCUUUGUGGGAAUCAUCACACACUUACACGGAUAGAAUCGGAUCAGAGAUCGGAAAGAUCGUUACAGCAGUCGCGCGUCAGCGACUCUCCAACAACAGCAGAUACCAUUCCAGAACGUACUGGUAGACCGUAGCGCCAUUUAAGACGUCAUACACGCAUAAAAGAAGUAGGAGACCAGAGUCUAAUUACGGUCCAACCAUAGGGCAAGCAGUGGGCCUGCAGAGUGCGAGAGCGGGACACAAUGAUUACCUAACGGGGCCGGGAGACCCAAACAAACAUAUUGCUAAGGGAAUUAAAAAGAAUACUUCAGCGCAACAAUAACAAAAACAGCAGAAACAACAACAGCAACAACAACAGCAACGAAAGAUGUUAAAUAUCCAAGAGGAGACGUCAGCAGCGACGCUGACGUCAGUGUCUGGUAGGGAGGAAAAUUGGACGAUGAAAAGGGAAAGAAUGAAGAAAAAUUGUUUGGAAAAUAAUGCAUUAUGCAAUAAUUAUGCAAUAACGACAACAAAUGAGGUAUUAGCUAAAACAGCAACAACAAAAACAACAACAACAACAACAACAGAAAACAUCGGAGCAGCAACAGCAACCACAUUAACAUUAUCGCCGCCCCACAAAAUUUGUGUCUUGUGUCGGCAACAAAUGACUGAGGAGACGUGUGGCUGCUGCUUGACGACUGCAGGAGAAGCAGCAUCAGAGUCUGCGACAUUGUCAAAAGCGGCAGCGGAGUCAUCCGAGGAAUCAAGCAGUUCCCCUGCAAGCAGUGAAUUUGAAUUUAAAUUAGUAAAACUAAGGUUUUGGUGCGAAGAUCCAAUAUAUUCCUGCGCCUGUGGUUGCAGAACGUAUUUCGAGCAUAAACGUAAACUUGAAUGCAUCCGAAAUAAUGACGAUGAUGAUGAUGAAUAUGAUGAUGAUUAUAGAAACAACACAAAGAACAAUCGACGGCUACUGCAGGAACACUUUAAUAUUUAUAGCAAUUGCCACAAUAUACUGAGAACGCUGCAAUCGUUGCUGCUGCUCAUGCAGAAUAGUGCCAUAUUCACAAAGCGACGUCGAAGGCAGCAGCAGCAGCAGCGGGAGCAGGAGCCACAAAACCAACUAAAACAAAAAUUUGUAAAUUAUACAAAAUUCCUAUUGCUGUUAGAGACAAUAUCAGCAGCAACCACAACAAGACUGAGUUUAAGCCGUAAAAAAUACAACAAAUAUAAUUCUAUACAUAAUCAACAACAACAACAACAACAACUAGGGAGUAAACGUGCCACAUCACAAGUUCAACGACAGCAUCGUCAACGAUUUCAUCACAAGCACCAACAUCAACAUCAUCAUCAUCGUCGUCAUAAUCAUCAUUUUUGGAGACCAAGGCUGGUCUGGAUAUUCGCCACUGGUCUGCUGGCCAUGCAUGCCACCACAGCCAUGCAACUGCAACCAGAUGAGCUCUACCAGGAACAACCCCAAGAACAUUUGCAACAGCAGCGUCAGCAACCACAGAGCGAUAUAUCCGAAAGAAUUGAAUUGCGAUUACGUCGAGCGAGCAGCAGCAGCAGCAGCGGCAUCGGCAGCAGCAGCGGCAGCGGCAGCAACAGUGGCAAGCCCAAUGAUCAAAUACGAUUGUCACACAACGAAAGAACCUGCAAAUCAAUGGACAUACGAAAUACCGCGAGGGAGUUCAGUCAGCUCUCGAACUGCACCAUCAUUGAGGGCUUCCUGCUGAUCACCCUGAUCAACGAUGCCGACCAUCUGAACGAGUCGUAUCCGCAGCUGACGGAGGUCACCGAAUACGUGCUCGUGUAUCGGGUGAACAAUCUGGUGUCGCUGUCGAAGGUGUUCCCCAAUCUGAGCGUGAUACGCGGCAACAUACUGUUCGAUGGGUACGCCCUGGUGGUCUACUCAAAUCGUGAUCUGCAGGACCUGGGGCUGUCCAAGCUGCGGGCCAUCGCCAAUGGGGGGGUGCGGAUCGAGAAGAAUCCGUCACUGUGCUUUGUGCACACUGUCAAUUGGCUGCACAUCAUGGCCGAGAAUGCCACCAAGUCGGAGGUGGUGCUGCAAACCAACCGCAAUGAGGCCACCUGCCCCAAGUGCCCGGGCGAGAUCAAGGGCGGAGACGUCCAGGAGAUGAAUGGAGCCAACGGCGGCGAACCAAGCGUCAGCUGCAAGGAGUAUCCGGAUCACAAGCGCUACUGCUGGGACACCAAGUCCUGCCAGACGAUAUGCCCCAAGGAGUGCCGCAAUAACUGCAUCGACGAGCACACCUGCUGCAACAAGGCCUGUCUGGGUGGCUGCAUCAGGGACAACAAUGGCCACAAUGACUGCAUCAGCUGUCGCUAUCUGUCGAUCCACAACACCACGUGUGUGGACACCUGUCCGGAGGGGUUCUAUCGGUACGACAGACGCUGCAUCACGGCCGAAAUGUGCGAACAGAUUGGCACGAAGUACGAGACCAAGGAGAUGCCUUUGGCCCAUUACAAUGGACAGUGCACCACACGUUGCCCCAAGGGCUAUCAAAUGGAGAACAGCACCUGCGUCAAGUGUCAGGGCCAGUGCGAGAAGACCUGCGAGGGCGAGCUGAUUGAUAGUCUGGUGCGGGCGAGGGAUUUUCAUGGCUGCACCAAAAUCGGACCCAACAACGGCCUCACAAUCAGCAUCAAACGGGAGGGAAGAUCACACAUUAUGGAGGCUCUGGAGUUUGGACUGGCAUCGGUGCAUACGAUAGAGACCUAUCUGAAGGUGCAUCUCACCUAUGGCCUCACUUCAUUGCGAUUCUUCAAGGCCCUGCGGGAGAUACGCGGCGCCCCAAUGCUGGAGAAUUUGUACGCCCUGUAUGUGCUGGAGAAUAACGAUCUGGAGGAGAUCUGGGCGCCCAAUCAGACGGUGUAUAUACGGAAUGGUGGGGUGUUCUUUCACUUCAAUCGAAAGCUGUGCGUGUCGACGAUCAACGAACUGAGGCCCAUGAUGGCCUCCAAGCCGGAGUCGUUCAACAAGAGCGAAGUGGCCACCGAUUCGAACGGCAAUCGAGGAUCAUGUGGCACCGCAAAGAUACUGGUUACGGUAGAGGGCACCCGGCCCCGAACGGCCUUUGUGAAGGUCGAUCCGAAAUCCGUAAUCCUAGGCGAUCCAGUGGGCUCGAACAAGACGAUAAGCAACACAUCGAUAUUUUUCAAGGAUCCGCGAGCCUUUAUUGGCUUUCAGUUCUAUCACAUGAUCGAUCCCUAUGGCAAUGCCACAAAGAGCAGCUACCAGCCAUGCGAUGACAGAUGGACCGUCAGCGAUCCCAUCAAGGUGUUUGGCCACAUCUUCUCUGAUCUGAUACCCUACACGCAGUAUGCUUUCUAUGUUCGAACCAUGGCCAUCUCCUCGGAGUCGACCAACGGCCAGAGCGAUGUCAUGUAUUUUCGUACAAUGCCUGCCCAGCCUUCGAUGGUGCCGGCCAUCACGGCCACCUCGGUUUCCAGUUCGGAAAUUCAAGUCAACUGGAAUCCCCCACGGUAUCCGUACAGCAAGCUAACGCGUUAUUUUGUGAAAGCAGAGCUCACCAUACGGACGGCCAAGGAUACCCCACAACGGAACUACUGCGUGGAUCCCAUUGCCAAGGCCGUUGACAAUGAGGUGAUUGUGGCCCCAACGCCGGCAGAGAAAUCCCCGCCGGACCCAUUAACACGCGAGGGGGAUUGCAAAUGCGAGGAGGGUAGCAGAAAGACCACCGACCGUGACCAGGACGAUCGCAGGAUACACGCACAGAUGGAGUUUGAGAACGCAUUGCAGAACUUUAUCUACGUGCCAUCGCCCAAGAAGGCCCAGGGAAAGGUCGGUGCAGGUGCAGGAGCAGGUGCAGCUGCAGGAGCAGUCGUGGGCUUGCUGCCCUCCGCUCUGGGUGGCGGCAACAGCAUUGACGAUGGAAGUGGUCCCGGUAAUGCCAUCCGACGGCGACGGGACAUUGACUUUGAGUCUGCGUUCGAUUUGCUGGGCGGGAGCUUCCUGUCGCGCCAUGUUCGUGCCCUCAAGGACGAGCCCCUGAACAUAUCCACACCGACUAUUGUGGAUCCCGAGGCCUGGGUCAACGAGACGAGGAUGUCGGCCAGCGGUGACUAUUACGAGGUACUCGGCGCCCAGGUGUGGGCCAACACGACUACCUUUUCGUUCAAGAGGCUGAGGCAUUUCACCCUCUACACGAUCUUUGUGGUGGCCUGUCGCGAGAAAGCGGGUCCCAACGACAAGGAGUCCAUUUGCAGUUCUAUGAAUCCCAUUUACAAGCUGACCAACAGGAAGGACGAUGCCGACAUGGCCCGCGAUCUGACUGUGACCCGGGAGAACGCGAAUAACACGCAAUCCUCUGUGCGGCUGCGUUGGCUGCCGCCCAGCGAUCCCAAUGGCGAUAUUGUGGCCUAUGAACUGGCCUACCGCCUGCAGAAGCCCGACCAGGUGGAGGAGAAGAAGUGCAUCCUAGUGGCGGACUUCCUCAAUCUCACCGAUGGCUAUCCCCUGCACUUGAACGAGGGCAACUAUAGCUUUCGGGUGCGUGCCAACUCCUUGGCAGGGCAGGGCAUAUACUCGGACUUUGUCUACAUGAAUGUUCAGCCCCGACUGAGCUUGGAGAAGUACUUUAUCUGGUUCUCGGGCAUCGUCUGUGUCCUGGUGAUUGUCUGCCUGAUGGUCUAUGUGCGGCAUCUGCGCAAGAAGGGCCGUCCCAACGACCUGCACAUGAACACGGACGUGAAUCCGUUCUAUGCGAGCAUGCAGUACAUACCGGACGACUGGGAGGUGCUGCGCGAGAACAUCAUCCAGCUAGACGCGCUCGGACAGGGCUCCUUUGGCAUGGUGUACCAGGGAAUACUGAAAUCGCUGCAGGGUGGCGGCGAUAAGGAGUGCGCCAUCAAGACUGUCAACGAGAAUGCCACCGACAGGGAGAGGACUAAUUUCCUCAGCGAGGCCAGUGUGAUGAAGGAGUUUGACACGUUCCAUGUGGUCCGACUGCUGGGCGUCUGCUCGCGUGGACAGCCCGCCCUGGUUGUCAUGGAGCUAAUGAAGAAGGGCGAUCUGAAGUCUUAUCUGCGCGCUCAUCGGCCCGAGGAGCGGGACGAAGCAAUGCAGGCGUAUCUGAACCGCAUCGGCGUCACUGGGAAUGUUCAUCCGCCCACGUAUGCCCGCAUCUAUCAGAUGGCCAUCGAGAUAGCCGACGGCAUGGCCUACCUGGCGGCCAAGAAGUUUGUCCAUCGCGAUCUGGCGGCCCGUAACUGCAUGGUAGCCGAGGAUCUGACGGUGAAGAUCGGAGACUUUGGCAUGACGCGCGACGUUUACGAGACCGACUACUACCGCAAGGGCACCAAGGGCCUGCUGCCCGUACGCUGGAUGCCGCCGGAGAGUCUGCGCGAUGGCGUCUAUUCCAGUUCAAGCGAUGUCUUCAGCUUCGGUGUGGUGCUCUGGGAGAUGGCCACGCUGGCGGCACAGCCCUAUCAGGGCCUGUCCAAUGAACAAGUGCUGCGAUACGUCAUCGAUGGUGGCAUCAUGGAGCGGCCAGAGAACUGCCCCGAUGUGUUGCACAAGCUGAUGCAUCGCUGCUGGCACCAUCGACCGUCCGCGAGGCCCAGUUUCCUGGACAUUAUCGCGUAUUUGGAGCAGCAUUGUCAAGAUUCGGAGUUUAAGACCGUGUCGUUCUAUCACUCGGACGCCGGACUGGUGCAUCGCGAAAAGGAGCGCAAGGAAAGAAGUCAAAAUGAUGCCUUCGCGGCAGUGCCGCUGGACCAGGACCAGGAGGAUGCCACCACGCCGCUAAGGGUGGGCGAUUAUCAGGGCUACAAGUCCAACAUGGACCACAACUCAUCCCUCGACCAGCCCGCAGAGAGUCCCAUUGCUUUGGUGGACGACCAUGCCACCCACUCGCCCUUCAGUCUGCAGUCUGGAUUCAUUGUAAGCAGCACGCCCGAUGCCCAGUCGACGAUGCCCACGGCGGGGGCCUCGCAUGGCGACGAUGCGGCCGCCUAUGUCCAACCGGAUGCCGAGGCUUUGGCCGCCGAUCGGGGGUACGAGAUCUACGAUCCGAGUCCGAACUUUGCGGAGCUGCCGACGAGCCGGAGCGGCAGCACCGGUGGUGGCGGCGGAGGCGGGAAGCUGAGCGGGGAGCAGCAUUUGCUUCCGCGAAAGUCCCGCCAGCCUGUCAUUAUGAGCAGCUCGAUGCCCGACGAUGUGAUUGGGAUUGGAGGAGGCGGUUCCUCCCUGCAGCCUUCGACGGCUUCGGCGGCCAGCUCCAAUGCCAGCUCCCAUACGGGCACAAGCGGCGGCGGUGGCGGCCGCUAUCCCAGCCUCAAACGGGUCGUUGCCGACACGCUACGGAACAGGGCCAACAUCUUCAAUCGGCAUCUGUUUAACCACAAGCGGAGCGGCAGCAAUGCAAGCUACAAGAGCAGCGCCUCGAAUGCACCCAGCACCAGCAGCAACUCGAACCUCACCAGCCAUCCGGUGGCCAUGGGCAAUCUGGGUACCAUCGAGAGUGGCGGCAGUGGCUCUGCGGGCAGCUACACGGGCACACCCCGCUUCUACACGCCCACGGCCACGCCCAGCGGAGGGGCAUCGACUAUUAUCAGCGAUAAUCCCAACUACAGGCAACUGGACGAGUCCAUAACGAGUGGAGGGACGACCAGGUCGCCUGGGAACUCGUGGAGCCAGCGAACGGAUAGCGAACAAGCCACGAUACUCACUACGAGCAGUCCGAAUCCCAACUACGAGAUGAUGCAUCCCACAACGGGUGCGGGACAGGGACAGGGGCAGGGACAGAGUCAGAGGAAUUCCAACGCCAAUGCAGGGGCAAACGAAAAUCCCAACUAUGUGCUGAUGAGCGAGCCAGAGCUGGUCAUAAGCAGCAAUCCAAGCUAUGCUUUCAUGCAUGCCCCACAGUCCCGUCUGAGCAGCUCCGAUGACGACAACGACCUGGAGGAGGACGACGAUGACGACGACGACGAGGACCUGGAUGAUGAGCACGUGGAGCACAUCAAAAUGGAGCGCAUGCCCCUGAGCAGACCCAGACAGCGGGCGGUCAGCAAACCGCAACCUCAGCGCAGUCGAAGUGUCAGCCAGACGCGAAAGUCUCCCACGGCAGCGGCGAACUCUGGAGCGGCGGCAGCAGCAGCAGCAGCUGCUGCAGCGGCCAGCAAUGUUUCGAACUUGCUGAAGGAGAACUGGCUGCGGGAGGGCAGCAGUUCGACGCGACCACCGCCACCCAAUGGAUUUAUUGGACGUGAAGCGUAGACGGGACAAGACGAGAGUGUAAAUAGAGUGGAAAUGGAUGUCCAAGGGAAAUGUAAAUUCGCUUCGAUUAACAAUUAGGAUUAGGACCCCCCCCACAUCUAUGUAUAAACUGUAAUCAUUUUCGGAUUAAGCCUAUUUAUGUUAACGUAUUCGUUUAGUAUUUACACACGACAGUUUUUGUUUGUUUAAAUCAAUGAACUAGAGCCGUUAACACAAUACAAAACAAACAGAAAAACAGACAGAAAGCGAAAGCGAAGCAAAAACAACAAGUCCUACAUGCAAAUAACAAAAGUACAAAAGCCAACAACCAACCAACCUAAGUACCGAUUAAAUAGACAUACAAAUUCUACCAAUUACCAAUUAUAAAUUAUUGAAUUAUGAACCAUUACCUACUACUUCUACUUAUACGUUAUGUAUAUUCAUAAUUAUCAUGAUAAUUUUUAGUACCUACCAAAACGCGUUCAAUGGAAAAUGCAAAUAGCAAAGAAAAAUAAUGGAAAAUGUACAACAAGCAGAACAAGAGAAAACCGAAACAGAAACUACACAAGAAACAAGCAAUACAAAAUACAGAACUACUGUCUUCACUGAGUUUAGCUAGAGCUAGUUAUAAUUGUACCCCCCAUCCCCCGCUCCACCCUCCACCAGAGAGAUCCAACGGAUAUAUAUACACCAUAUACAUACAUAGAGAUAUGUAGCACACACCCACACACACUAUAUCUAAAUGUACUCAACUAAUUUUACUGCAUGCAAGCAAUUGUUUUUAGUGCGUUUAUUUUAGAAUUGAAUGCUUGGAUUUUAAUUUAUAUUUCUAUUUAUACUGAUUACUUCUUUUUUUUGUUUUACCAAGUGUUGCUUGAUUGUUUCUUAUAUUUCUCUGAUUCUUCUCCCUUUUUACAUUUCAUAAUUGUAAUAUUUAUUGUCGUUUGUACAUAGAAUUUUGUAAAUUUUGAAUGGAGCGAGCGAGGAGUACCAUCCAAUCUAUUUGGAUGGCGGAUGUGUAUGUGCAACCAUCAAGCGAGCGGCCGAGGCGCAAAAACUUUUGUUCAAUUACAUUUCUUUUCUAAAUUAAUUUCUGUUGAAGCCAAGCUUCGGAGAUGGCGAAGAGGAGAAUAAGGAAAACCACGUAACGUAAUGUCAAAAAAAAAACUGAGAGCUUAAGUAACUGAUGCAUCAUAUACAUAUAUGUAUACUAAAUAAGUAUAAAAUAAUUGUAUACAAUCUGCUGGUCGUUUUUAAUGCUGUCUGUAUACUACGCGAAAAGUAGAAGCAAAAGCAAAGCAUUUUAUGUACUAGCUGUAGAUGAGAAAAGCAAAGCAAAACACACACAUCCAUAGACUCACAUCCGUACAACAAGAACAUCUUUCACUAGAAGACCCUAGAUAAUAUUAUCUGCCAUACGCCAUAAACUCAAAUAUGAACAAGAAACCGGACGGAUUUUGUUUUUUCUUAAAACUUAAUUUUACAAUAGACAAAUUAUAUAUACACACAAACACACACCCACACAUAUAUAUUUACAUAUAUAUGGGGCCCUAUUUAUGAACUGAACGUGAUAUGUUUUGCUGAGUGUACUAUCCUGACAGUUCUAUGAAUUCUAGCAAAAGAAAACCCAAUCAACCCAACAACCACAUUUCAUUACGAGAACCUCACACAGAACAUUCUCUUUUAAAACCAGAAAUCAGAAACCAGAACCAGAACAGCAACGUUAAACAACUGCAACAAAUGGAAUUUUUAAAUGAAAAAACAACAACAACAACAACAAAAGUAUUCGAUAUUUGCCUUCGCUCUUUAUAUUAUUAUAUUUAACUAUACACGCAAAAAUUUAUAUUUAAUAACUAAAAGAAAAAAAGAAGAAGCAAAAGCAAAAGCAAAGCAACGUAAAACAAAAGCAGAGAUCGCAUGUGCAACGUUUAUUCUGCUUUUCUGUGUCUUUUUCUUUUUUAAUAGAUGCAAGGCGGAAACAAGGAAACACACUAAAUAUUUAAAUGAAUUAUACAAAUUGCUUCUGCGCAGAAGAAACCACAUGAACUAAUAUUAAAACAAAAAGGAAAACACUAGUGCUAAUUAUAUAAACAAAACUGGGAAGCAAGCGAUAUUUACACUGAAAAAUGAAGUAAAAAACUAUUAAAAAAA
Drosophila pseudoobscura is the source of this 9754-nucleotide messenger RNA. It is a transcript of the gene InR, whose product is annotated as Insulin-like receptor. Gene Ontology annotation, cellular component: insulin receptor complex; axon; plasma membrane. NCBI's taxonomy places the organism in Eukaryota, Metazoa, Arthropoda, Insecta, Diptera, Drosophilidae. Bases 752 to 7624 code for a protein of 2290 amino acids. The transcript is spliced from 13 exons. Gene Ontology annotation, biological process: protein phosphorylation; cell surface receptor protein tyrosine kinase signaling pathway; positive regulation of phosphatidylinositol 3-kinase/protein kinase B signal transduction. Gene Ontology annotation, molecular function: ATP binding; insulin receptor activity; insulin receptor substrate binding. The record is from RefSeq and is a predicted model, not a curated record.